UUUUCUCUCUCUCUCUCGCAAUCGAUCUCAACCAACGCCAAUCCAAUUAAAAAAAUUGUUGUAUAUGCAAAAACCUAAACUUAGAAUCAUCAUAGAUUCUUCCUGGAGUCAAUCCGUUUUCUACUUUUUUUGAUUUUCACGAAGAACUGCAUCGACAGGUGCCUUUUCUAUCCAAACUUAAAUAUAAUAUGUCCAAUUACCAAGCGGAGGAUGCUGAUGCUGCUGCUGCGUACAUGGACCAUGUUGUUGAUGAUGAUGAUGACAUGGAAGAUGUAGACGAUGAUUUAGAUGAUGACUUUCAUGGUGAUGACAUGGCUGCUUCCGACUCCGAUGUCGACGAGUUUGACUACUCUAGUAAUAAAAUAGCAGAUACUUCAGCUGAGCAAGCCCGGAAAGGGAAAGACAUACAGGGUAUUCCUUGGGACAGGCUUAGCAUUACCAGAGAGAAAUACAGACAAACUAGACUUGACCAGUACAAAAACUAUGAGAAUGUCCCCAACUCUGGUGAUUCCUCCGGCAAAGACUGCAUGGUCACGCAGAAAGGGGCAAUCUUUUAUGAUUUCUGGCGGAAUUCAAGAUCUAUCAAAUCAAGCAUCCUUCAUUUUCAGUUGAGGAAUUUGGUAUGGGCAACUUCGAAGCACGAUGUGUACCUUAUGUCACAGUUUUUGGUGAGCCACUACUCUACUUUGACAUGUGGAAAGCAUGAAGUUCUCAAUGUUCAAGGUCAUGUUUCCCCAUCCGAGAAACAUCCUGGGAGUUUGUUGGAGGGAUUUACCAAGACUCAAGUGAGUACACUUGCAGUGAGAGAGAAAUUUUUAGUUGCUGGUGGAUUCCAAGGCGAACUUAUAUGCAAGCAUCUUGAUAGACCUGGUGUGAGCUUUUGUUCCCGUACAACCUAUGAUGAUAAUGCUAUCACUAAUGCAAUUGAGAUCUAUAACAAACCCAGUGGUGCGCUUCAUUUCACCGCCUCAAAUAAUGAUUGUGGAGUCAGAGACUUCGAUAUGGAGAGAUAUCAGCUUGUUAACUACUUUCGCUUUCCUUGGCCAGUCAAUCACACAUCUCUUAGCCCUGAUGGCAAAUUAUUGACGAUCGUGGGAGACAACCCAGAGGGUCUUCUCGUAGACCCCAACACGGGAAAGACACUGGGAACGCUAGCAGGACAUCUGGACUUUUCCUUUGCAUCAGCAUGGCAUCCAGAUGGGCUCACUUUCUCUACAGGUAACCAAGACAAGACCUGCCGGGUUUGGGACAUUCGUAACCUCUCUAAAUCAGUUGCUGUCUUGAGGGGUAACCUCGGGGCAAUCCGAUCCAUCCGGUACACGUCAGAUGGGAAAUACAUGGCUAUGGCUGAGCCGGCUGACUUCGUCCAUGUGUACGACGUUUCAAAAGGGUAUGAAACAGAGCAGGAGAUCGAUUUCUUUGGGGAGAUAUCGGGAAUAUCAUUCAGCCCUGACACAGAAGCGCUCUUCAUCGGUGUUUGGGACCGCACUUAUGGUAGUCUCCUUGAGUAUGGCCGCCACCACAACUACUCCUACCUCGAUUCAUAUCUGUAAUCGCAUUCGAGCCAUCUGAAGAAUAAAAAGAGCCUAUGGACUCUCCCGACAUAAUAAAAAAAGAAAAAGUAUGAUCAAAUCUCUAAUGAUGUAAAUGAUGUGUUGUUGUGCAAGUACUAGGAUUUCACAGAGAGUCAGAUUUAGUUUAAGCUUUUGAGUGUUGUCGAGGUUCAUGUAUGUGUACAUAAGUGUUUGAGUUUCAGCUUGAGUUUGCAUAAACUCUUUACUCUGGUUUCAUC
Raphanus sativus (radish) is the source of this 1792-nucleotide messenger RNA. RefSeq lists its product as uncharacterized. The transcript is spliced from 10 exons. Gene Ontology annotation, molecular function: protein binding. NCBI's taxonomy places the organism in Eukaryota, Viridiplantae, Streptophyta, Magnoliopsida, Brassicales, Brassicaceae. The record is from RefSeq and is a predicted model, not a curated record. Bases 189 to 1553 code for a protein of 454 amino acids.